Messenger RNA from Plasmodium falciparum 3D7, 2553 nucleotides. RefSeq names its product putative protein kinase. The record is from RefSeq and is a predicted model, not a curated record. Lineage: Eukaryota; Apicomplexa; Aconoidasida; Haemosporida; Plasmodiidae.
AUGUUACAAUAUUUUGUGAAUAAACUUUUUGGUGAUUUACCAUCAAGUUUUAAUUAUAUGAUAGGCAAAAAGAUAGAGUAUGAUAUAAAGAUUAGUUAUUAUGAAAUAUAUGAAGGGCAUGAUAAAAAUGGUGAAGAGGUUUGUGUAUUUAUAUAUGAGAAGAAUAAUAAAGAAACGAGUUUUGUAAAAAGAUAUAUAAAAAACCAUUUGUCAUAUUCUAAGAAAUUAAUUCAUCCUAAUAUUUUAAAAGUACUAGAUACUUAUGAGAAUGAGAAAAGGAUAUAUAUAGUAACUGAGAAAUGUGUACCAUUAAUUUAUGAAAAAAUAAAGAGUGACCCUAUAUGGGGUUUAUAUGAAAUAAUGAGAUGUAUUCAUUUUAUUAAUUCAUGUAAUUAUAUACAUGGUUUGAUUAAUCCUUUAUCAAUAUUUGUAAAUUCCAAAGGUAGGUGGAAAUUAAGUAAUUUCGAUUGUAUUCACGAGAAGAAUAUGAGUAUAUGUAAUAUAUAUAAUGAUAUAAAAGAUCAUAUAUUUUGUAGUUAUGGAUAUAAAAUAAAUAUCCCAAAUAAUAUACAUUCAACAUAUAUUGAUUGUAAUGGUUUGAUACUCCUAAUGAUAUGGUCUUAUAAGAAAUAUAUUUGUUCGACAGGAAGUAUGAAUGAUGAAUAUAUGUUUUAUGAAAAUGGUAAGAAUAAUUCAAAUAAUGUAAUGAGAAAUAUGUCAAAGGUUGAUGGUUUAAAGAUGGGAAGUGAAAAGAAUGAUGCAUUAUUUACAUUUGGAAAUAAUAUAUACAAUAAAAAUAAUGUACAUAAUAAUACUUGUAGUAUGAUGAAUUAUUUAUCUAGUGACCCUUAUAGUAUUACGUUUCCUAUAUUUAAUGUUAAUUAUAAGAAGGACAAAAUGGAAUAUAUUCCACAUAAUUUACAUAAAAUAUAUGAUAUGUUAAAUACAUAUAAUUGUGUGGAAAUAGAUUUGAAUAAGAUAUUAAAUGAUGAGAAUUUAAAAAAUAAUAAUCAUAUUGUAAGAACUAUGUUAUUUCUAACAGAAAUCCAUAUGAGAAGUAAAAUAGAGAAGAGUAUAUUUUUAGAUAAUUUGUUUAAACAUAUUGAUAAUAUAUCCUUAGAUGUAAAAGUUCAAAUGAUAUUACCAGAAUUAUGUAAGAAUAUAGAUAUAUUCGAGAAUUAUAUAAAAUGUUUAAAAAUUAUAUUACAUAUUUCAAAAGAUAUACCAAGUGAUGAAUUUGAAAAAAUGGUAUAUGGACCCAUAUUUUUAAAAUGCUUUCAUUUGACUGAUAGAACAGUAAGAUAUGUGUUGUUAGAAUAUUUUCCUUUUUUAGAAAAACAUUUAAAUAAUAAUCAUAUGAAUGAAAUAUAUAAACCUUAUAUAUAUGGAUUUAUGGAUAAUAAUAUGUCUAUUAAAAAUGAAACUAUAAAGAAUUUUAUAUAUGUUUUUCCUAAAUUAAAAACAAAUAUAAGAUCUGGUGCUCUUAAUAUGCUCUUAGAAAAUUUAAAAGAAAAUGACGGUUGUAUUAAAACCAACAGUAUUAUUUGUAUAGCUAAAAUUUCAAAACAUAUAAUAACAGACAAACAAAAUAUUUUAGAGAAUGUAUUCCAGGUUGGUAUGCAUGAUAUAUCUGUACAAACAAAACUAGCAACUUUACAUUCUAUUAAAUAUACAUAUGAUCAAUUUUGUGUGAAGAAAUUUGUAUCGAAUAUAUUACCAAUGGUCACCAGAAGUAUGAUAGAUGAUAAUAUGGAAAUACGGUUCUGUGCCUUUGAUGUUUUGGAAUCUUUGAUGGUUGAUUUGAAAAAAGAAUUAUUAUUAGAAGAAAAGGAACAAAAAGAUAAUCAGAUGGAUGAUCCUCAAAAGUCUUAUAAUUUUAUAGACAAGAUAAAGGGUAUUAUUAAGAAUAAAGGUGACUUCCAGGAUAAUUUGAACGAAAUCACAAAAUCAGGAGCUCCAUUACAAACAGGUGGGGACCUUAAAAAAAGAAAUGAAUUUAUAGGAGAUACAAAUAAUAUUAUGGAGCAUAUACAUAUUAAUGGAGACGAAUCCACAUAUCUUGACAAAAAAAAUAUAUUUAAUGAUAAUAGAAAAAAUAAUGUUGACUAUAGUCAAUUUGAUAAUAUUAAUAAUGAUCAAUUUUUUGUUGACACAUGGAACCCUAACAAUAUAGAUUAUCAUAUUUCUCUACCUAAGGAAAAUAUGAAAGAAGAAAAUAAGUCCCCUCAAUUUAUAUCUGAUACAAAUUUAUUUAAUAAUAACAAUAUACAAAAUAAUGUUACCUUAAAAGAACAAAUAAAAGAGGAAAGACCACUUCCUUUGCAUAAUAAUAAUAAUAAUAAUAUGAAUUGGGGGGCUACUAAUAUAAAAAAUAACGAUAGUGUACAUCGUGAGGACAAAAAUCAUAAUUUCUUUAAAAGUACUGGGGAAUCAAGGAUGAUAGAUAAAAGAUAUAAAAAUAAAAUAAACAUGGAUAUUGAUAAUUUUUUUGAUGAAUUUGAUUUAAGUAAAGAGAACAAUACGCCAAAAGUUAAAUUGAGUUCUCUUCAAUAG